UGGGCGGGGUUUUCUCUGGAUACUAGAGGUUCAGUCAGUGACGCUUUCUUUUCUGUUAGGUAGAUAUUUGUACUUCCUCUAGCGCCGCUGUCAGCGGAUGUGACGUCACCUGACAUUACAGGCGGAAAAAGAUGGAGGGUGGUCGCUGUUGCAGCUUCCGGUGCCCGUUGGACUUUGCCCCGGUGGCGAGCUGUGAUGGGGCGGUGACCUUGGAACCAGAUACGGAGUUCUGGCUGAUCAAGACCCCGGUGGACUUUACCCCUGAGAGAUUUGACUCUCAUCGUUUCCCACUAUCCGGCUCCAAAAUGCAGAAGAUCAAAGAUGGCGGCGUGAAGAAGUAUUACCACAUGGUGUCCUCCCCCGGCACUGCGCUCCCCCUACAAGCCUUUCUGCGGCCCUCAGAGGACCAGCUGGUGGCGACUGCUCCUUUACAGGGUGUCAUCACUUUGGCCGAGGCCCAUGGAGACCACUCGGCUCUUCACAGUGUCCCGGAUCGGCCACCUUUAACCAUCCCGCCGGGACUGAAGCAGCGAUAUCGUCCAUUCGGUGUCAGUGAAGCAAAAAGAAAAGACCCCCAGGUAUCGGGGAGCAGCAAGAAAAAGAAGAAAGCAAAGAAACGUCGCCACGAGGAAACUGUGGAGGACUAAACCUGGACUGUUAGAUAGCCUGCACUACCUAAACUGGCCACUAGGACUCGUUGAUCCUUCAGAUUAUAUAGGUCACAUGGGCACAAAAAAAACCCAAUCAAACAAUUCUGAUAAAAUUGAUGUUAUGAUGAGACAAAGCAGAUACAGAUUGUAACCAGCACUUCAUUCCUGCACCAGGGAGGGGGCGAUAGAGAGCGAUGGGCGUCCAUAAAAUAAAGUUUAUAUACUAUAAAAGUCUUAACUGUACAAAGCAAGGGGCACAGCCCCAUGGGGGGGUCAAGGGUCAUGCUGCUUCCUCAGUGUCACUGUCAGGUGAUGGCGCGGUCUCCUCUGAUGUCAUAGGUUUCUUUGGUGAUGUCACAUUCUCCUCUGUCUGUGGCUUUUCUUCUGUAGGAGUUGUGUCGUCCGUGGUCAUGGCGGAGUCUCCCGUGGUCAUGGCGGAGUCCUCGGCUGUGUCCGGCAGCACUCCGCCUGCUUCUUCUGUUCUGUCUGCGCUGACUGGUGGAGGAAUUUUCCGGUAGCCUCCGCUUAUUUCCAUGGCCUUCCGCAGUCGCUCCCAUCCCCCUUCCUCACCUUGCAGUGCCCUCUCGUACAGUAUAGUGUGAGCCUUAAGUUCACAGAUGGAGCGUUGAGUCUCUCGUGUCCGGCGCAGCAGAGCCAAAGAGCGCAGCGAGACCUCAAGAAGCUGCGGCGCCUGCUGCUUACACACUUUGGAGGAGCCCGAAGGAACGGGGGCUGUGUCUUUAGGAGGGUCGGGUGCGGGGCUCGGAGGGGCUAUUCGUGGAGCAAUCUUGGGGUAGGAGCGCAGGAUGGGAAGGUAGGAGGAAGGGGAGACUCUUUUUCGAUGGCGUUUCAGAGGAGGCUGGAGAAGGAGGAGGACGACGUGAGGCUGAAAGGAGGAAACAUGAACAAAGUUAGUAGACAAUCCAUGAAGACAUUGCCACCAGGGCGACAGUAAAAUCAUAAAACAGAAUACCGUCCCUGUAAGCCUGAAUUAAGUGGACGUGGCCUAACUAUAGUGGAGCCAACACUGUAUGGGGAACCUGUCCUGACUGCUGUGGUGUCUGCAUUGUAUGGGGCACG
Hyla sarda is the source of this 1730-nucleotide messenger RNA. It is a transcript of the gene POLR1G, whose product is annotated as RNA polymerase I subunit G. The record is from RefSeq and is a predicted model, not a curated record. The coding region runs from base 132 to 647 and encodes 171 amino acids. The transcript has 3 exons. NCBI's taxonomy places the organism in Eukaryota, Metazoa, Chordata, Amphibia, Anura, Hylidae. Gene Ontology annotation, biological process: transcription by RNA polymerase I.